AUGGGGCUGUUGAACCAAACCCCCCGGGUCGUCCUCUAUGCCCUGGUGCUCCUCUGUGUGGUGUUUCUCUUCACUGCUAAUUGGGUGUACUUCAGUGGUGUGGGGAAUCCCUUCAGUACUGUUGUGGAGCCUGCCGACGAUGGGCAGACGCACAGUCUGGGAGUGUCGUCUGUCUUUGCCUUUGACGCUGCUCAGGACACCCUGCGACUCACUGAGGCGGAGCAGCAACGUGUNGAAAGGCGUGCCAUGGGAUGGAACCCGCUAUCAUUCGCAUGCUGUCGUAUGAUGUGCGUGAGCCCUACCCGCUGGGUGGGUAGUAUGUGUGUUUGUCCUUCUGUGGUCGCUCUUGUGAGCUUGCAAUAA
This is a messenger RNA of Trypanosoma theileri, 363 nucleotides long. RefSeq lists its product as uncharacterized. The coding region runs from base 1 to 363 and encodes 120 amino acids. The record is from RefSeq and is a predicted model, not a curated record. Lineage: Eukaryota; Euglenozoa; Kinetoplastea; Trypanosomatida; Trypanosomatidae. The transcript has a single exon.